AUGAUUAGUAGUUUAUGCAAAUUAUUUGUACAAUUUAUUUUAGAAAAUUAUCAGAAUCGUCUGAUUUUCUACAAUGUUUGGAAUAUUGUUCGACACGAAAUGAAAACAUAUAACUUAUUUAAAAGUGGAUCAAAUCAAAUACAUAUUAUCCGCCGUGAACGUUAUUCAACAAGACUCUAUUUAUUUCUUUUAUCUAUCAGUAUAUUGAUCAUAAUUAUUUAUACGAUUUCAUCGAAAGAAAUUAUUAAUCAAACAAUCGAAAGACCUAGUCAAGCAACAUACGAAAAAUUAAUGGAAUCAUAUGCCUCCAAAUUGCAGUGUCCAUGUUCACAGAUAUCGAUGAGUUAUGAUCAAGUUAUGACAAUGAAUGUUAUAUUUCAUCAAGUUUGUUCAAGUGAUUUCGUGACUGAUCCGUGGCUUAAUUUUUUGUUUAGCAACAGCUAUUGGUUUGUUUAUGAAAGAGCUGACAUUCGCGUACGAGGCUCGGCAUAUUUCAAUUUUCUAUCAACAUUGUGCAAGCUUGCAACAUCAAUUAUUCAAAAUGCUAUUUGGCAGUUUCUUUCAGAACAAUUUAUAAAUGUUAAUUUGAUACCCGAAAGUUUGUUCCACGUGCAGAUGAAUGUGGCUAUUAACGAAUUUCUUAGACUCAAUCCUGCUCGAUUAGCUCAUAUUUUAGAACUUUCACAAGGCAUUGUACACGGGAAUACUUUUGUAUCCAGUUAUUUAUUGAAUUGGCAUUGGUCAUUAUAUAAUAAUAAUAGAAAUCAAACCAUGACUCGAGCACAUGCCAUAACAUUGAAUAAUUCAUGUUCGUGUGGAACACGAAGAUAUUGUGUUCAACCUGGAGGUAUUUAUUCCUCAACUAUGAAUAAUUCAUAUUGGAUGAUGCCUGGACUCAAUAUAGGCUGUUCAGUUGUUGAAACAUUGUUACGUUCAACACUCGAAUGUUUGUACAAUCAAACAUGCAUUGAUCUGUUACAAUUAUAUAUUGGCAAAAUUCCAACACUUUUCCCAAAUAUCAUCAAUUUAACAGCUAUGGAUCCUAUGUUACCAAGCCGUUUUAUGACGAACAUUACGAUUCAUGAUCUUGCCAAUGAGCUCUUUAUUGAGGAAGUUCAAUAUCAGACGUCCUAUUUGGAAUUCUAUGAAAGAUGUGCUCCAAACUAUUGCUCGUACAUAUUCGAAAAACGGAGCAAUUUUUUAAUCAUUAUUUCACAAAUUUUAGCUCUAUGGGGUGGGCUCACUCUAAGCUUCGGAUUUCUUGCUCCAUGUAUUGUUCAAUUAUUAUUCAAAAUCAAUGUUUACCGUCAAAAUAACAGAGUUAAUAUUGUCGCUUAA
Molecule: messenger RNA, 1338 nt
Organism: Rotaria sp. Silwood1
Lineage: Eukaryota; Metazoa; Rotifera; Eurotatoria; Philodinida; Philodinidae
Source: the annotation of a GenBank genome assembly